AUGUCGAAGGACGAGAGACUAGCUGAAGGUUAUUCUACACAAAGACCUCCACUCUUCAAUGGGAAGUACUACGCCUAUUGGAAGACGAGGAUGGAGAUGUUCAUACAGUCCGAGAAUUAUCAAGUCUGGCGAGCUAUCGAGGUAGGAGAUUACGAGGUAACAAAGGCCAAUGCAGAAAACGAGGUAAUUCCUAAACCUAUUUCUGAAUACGAUAGAAGCGACUUUGAGAAGAAAGAGAUUAAUGCUACUGCUAAAAAACUCCUAGUUUGGGGUUUAGGGCCAGAUGAACACACUCGUGUUAUGGGAUGUAAAACAGCAAAAGAAAUAUGGGAUUUACUAGAAAUAACCCACGAAGGAACUCAUGAAGUUAAACGUUCUAAAAUUGAUAUACUGCUUUCUAAAUAUGAACGUUUUGAAAUGGGUUCAAAAGAAACUAUUCAAGAAAUGUUUACUCGUUUUAAAAAUAUUACUAAUGAAUUAGUUUCUCUUGGUAGAGUUAUUCCUAUGGAUGAACAGGUACGCAAAAUUCUAAGGAGUCUUCCUGAAGAUGAACGGUGGAGAUCCAAAGUGGCAGCUUUGCAGGAAUCAAAGGACUUUACAAUUUUCAACCUUGAACAACUUGCAGGUUCCUUAAUAACUCAUGAGCUUCACCUAUCAAACAAAAGCCAAGAAAGUUCAAAGAGCCGAGGAAUUGCUCUAAAGUUUGUCCAACCAAGUGAAGAGAAUUCCGAAUCUGGAAAGGAAGAAGCUGCCAUGCUAGUCAGGAAGCUAAAAAAGUUGUACCGCAACAAAAGGUUUGGUGACCAAAAGAAAAGGAACUUCAAGAAAAACCAAUAUUCCAAGGAAACUGGAGGAUGCCACAAAUGUGGGAACACAGAUCACUUCAUCAAGGAAUGUCCUCUCUGGGAAUCAGAAAAAGGAAAAGGCAAAAUGAAGGAACACGGAAAAUCUAAUACUCCAAACUUUUCAAAAUCUGAUUACAGGAAAGCCAUGAUAGCUGCGUGGGGAGACACAAGUUCCGAGGAUGAAGAAGAAUCCACGGAAGAAGAGACGACAAACCUGUGUUUGAUGGCUAAACAUAUAACCUUGAAUGAUGAUUUUGAAAAUUUGAAAAAAGAAUUGCAGGUUACUAAAGACAAAAAUGAAUCCCUUGAAAAGGAUUUAGAAAGAGCUAGAAACAACAAAAGUGCAAUCCACAUGGGAGUUCCAAGGUGGAUAUCCGAAGCUCAAACCAGAAGGACAGAGGGUUUGGGUUUCAACCACAAAAAGAAGAAUAGUGGUAAAAAGAAAAAGUACGUGGAACUCCCUAGUGAGACUGUGUGUUCCUUCUGUGGCAAGUCAGGACACAAAGAUACUGAUUGCAAAAGAAAGGAACUUAAGUCCACUAAAAAUAUAGCUUAUGUAUGGCAAAAGAAAAAUGAGUUUGCUGUAUCAACAAAGGAACCCAUGAAAGAUGGGGUUCCUGAAUCUAACCCUUACAUCAUUCAGAAUAACACUGGGAAAGUUUUGCUGGAAGGAACUCGGAAAGGAAACACUUAUACAGUGGAUCUCAAUACAGUUCCGAGGAAACUCUUAACUUGCCUCAGUGUCAUUGAGGAUGAUCCUUUACUGUGGCAUAAACGUUUUGGUCAUGCAAGUUUCUCUUUGAUUGAUAAGUUAAAAACAAGGAACUUGGUAGAGGGACUUCCUUCAAUCAAGUUCCUAUGUGACAAAAUUUGUGACGCUUGUGUGAAAGGAAAGCAGGUCAGGACAUCCUUUAAAUCCAAGAAGAUGGUGAGUUCCACGAAACCCUUAGAGUUAAUUCAUAUGGAUUUAUGUGGUCCUAUGAGAAUUCAAAGUAGAAGUGGAAAGAAGGAACAAGGCUUAAGUCAUAAUUUCUCAGCUCCAAGAACUCCACAGAAAAAUGGAGUUGUGGAAAGGAAGAACAGAACCUUAGAAGACAUGGCUCGAACCAUGUUAAUAGCCAGCGAUCUUCCAAGAAACUUCUGGGCAGAAGCCGUGAAUACAGCCUGUUAUAUUAUAAAUCGUGUCAUGCUAAGGCCUACAUUAAAUAAGACACCCUAUGAACUGAUGAAAGGCAGAAAACCGAACAUAUCUCAUCUUAGAGCAUUCGGUUGUAAAUGCUUUGUACAUAAUAAUGGUAAAAGAAACAUAGGGAAAUUCGAUGAAAGGAGUGAUGAAGCCGUAUUUCUUGGAUAUGCUACUAACAGUAAAGCGUAUAGAGUUUACAAUAAACGUACUAUGUGUGUUGAGGAAAGUGUGCAUGUUAUAUUUGAUGAAACUAAUCCACUUCCAUGUACACAGGAACAUGAGGACUAUGACUUUGAAAUUGGUCUAGUAAGUUCUCAAGAACAAGAAGAAGAUGCAAUAAUUCCAAAUAAGCAGCCAACUCGAGUAAAUGAAAAUCAUGAAAAUCCGGAGAAGGAACUCGACAUACUGACUGAAGUUCCUUCGACAGAACAGCCUCAGAUUGAAGAACCUGCCGAGGAACCAAUAACACAAGAGGAAAUCACUGAAGAAGAAGCAACUGGCUCAGAAAAUAAGAAUAGUCGAGUUACUAUCCAAACCUUCCAGCCCAAACCUUGGAAGCACCAAAAGUCACACCCACUGGACAAAAUUAUUAGUGACUUAUGCAAAGGAACUCAGACUAGAUCGCAAAUGAGGAACUUCUGUGCCUUCAAUGCUUUUCUAUCUACUUUGGAACCUCGCAACCUUAAAGAAGCCUUAGAAGACCCUGACUGGAUUAUAGCCAUGCAAGAGGAAGUUAAUGAAUUCAAAAGAAAUCAGGUAUGGCAUCUUGAACCUAAGCCACUAGAUAAAAAGGUCAUAGAUUUAAAAUGGGUCUUUCGAAACAAACUUGAUGAAUAUGGUACAAUUGUAAAAAAUAAGGCUAGGUUGGUUGUAAAGGGAUAUAACCAACAGGAAGGUAUUGAUUUUGAGGAAACAUUUGCUCCUGUUGCUAGACUUGAGGCUAUUAGAAUUUUAAUAUCUUUUGCUGCUUUUAUGGGUUUUAAACUGUAUCAGAUGGACGUAAAGUGUGCGUUUUUGAAUGGUUUAUUAAAAGAAACAGUUUACGUCGAUCAACCCCCUGGAUUCGAGAAUCCAAACUUUCCAAACCAUGUUUUUGAACUUGAUAAGGCUCUCUACGGGCUAAAACAGGCUCCAAGAGCAUGGUUCCAAUCAAACCCCAAAGAAUCGCAUCUAACAGCCUGA
Messenger RNA from Chenopodium quinoa (quinoa), 3213 nucleotides. RefSeq lists its product as uncharacterized. The transcript is spliced from 5 exons. Gene Ontology annotation, biological process: DNA integration. The record is from RefSeq and is a predicted model, not a curated record. Gene Ontology annotation, molecular function: zinc ion binding; nucleic acid binding. Bases 1 to 3213 code for a protein of 1070 amino acids. Lineage: Eukaryota; Viridiplantae; Streptophyta; Magnoliopsida; Caryophyllales; Amaranthaceae.